Gongylonema pulchrum is the source of this 659-nucleotide messenger RNA. NCBI's taxonomy places the organism in Eukaryota, Metazoa, Nematoda, Chromadorea, Rhabditida, Gongylonematidae. The record is from the annotation of a GenBank genome assembly.
CUGUGGGUUCAUAAGUGUUCGUUUUUUUUUUUUUUUUUUCAUUUCAGAUAUGGUGAAAUAUUAUUGAAGAGAACAAUAAGUGUAAACCAUGUUGAAGAAUACAAAGUGCCAAAAUAUCGUGAGGACAUUGAUGAAGAAACACGUCGAAUUUGGGAGGAAGGUUGUGCGCCGAAGCCGAUCGCUGUUACCGAAAGUUUGUUUAGCAUUUCUGAAAUAUAUCCAGUGAGUGGUGUUGUGAAACUGAAUAAAGCUCUGAAGAAGCAAAUGCGGAAGGAGAAGAAACGGCUAAAAAAAGAGGCGAAGAAAGCCAAAAAAGAAGAAAAGCGGCUUAAGCGGAUGAUAAAGAAAGAGGAGGCGAUACUGCAAGAACCAGUUCCGGAAAGCUCGUGGAAAGACCAGAAAAAAAUGAUUGAUUCCGGACCGAUUACGAAGGAAGAAAUUUAUGGCCACAAUGAACAUUUCAAUUUCGGGAAGUCAAGAAAGGAAAUUCCACCGCCGCCAACACACAAUCCCAGGCCCGAUUUCGAGAAAGCGGAUUGGCGUGACAUUGAGAUUUGGAAAGCGGUGCGCGAAAAAGAGAAACAAGAAAAGGGAGAGAAGGAAACUAACUGGAAAGAGGAAGAGCAUUACCUUCCUUCCAGGUUUCGCAGAGAAUAGGC